Molecule: messenger RNA, 291 nt
Organism: Lactuca saligna
Lineage: Eukaryota; Viridiplantae; Streptophyta; Magnoliopsida; Asterales; Asteraceae
Source: the annotation of a GenBank genome assembly
AUGAUUCAACUGUCAGUAAAAACCUCACAAACGUCUGCUGAUGUUGCUGAACAAGUUGAUUAUGAAGAUAUUAAUGAACAGUAUGAAGGACCAGAAGUCCAAGCAUUGACUGAGGAGGAGUAUCUAUUACCAAAAUCUGAUUAUGUUUCUACAAUUGUACCACCUGUUGCCUCAUCUUCAUUGUUUAAUGAUGAAGAUGAAGAAGGGGAAGAAUUACAGAAAGAACUUGAUCGUGUGGAUAAUGUUGACCAAGUUGACCAAGUUCAAAGCCCUUCUGUUGUUAACCUGUAA